GCCCGCGCCGCCCCGAUGGGCCGCGGCGGUGCGCGCGACGGCGCCGCCGCCGCGCCGCCGUGGCACUCGCUCCCGGACGAGGUCCUGGAGCACGCCUUCUCCUUCCUCCCCGCCGCCGCCGACCGCGGCGCCGCGGCGGCCGUCUGCCACGGCUGGCUCGGGGCCGAGCGCCGCUCCCGGCGCCGCCUCGCCGUCGCCAACUGCUACGCCGCCGCCCCGCGCGACGCCGUCGACCGCUUCCCCUCCGUCCGCGCCGCCGAGGUCAAGGGCAAGCCCCACUUCGCCGACUUCGGGCUCGUCCCGCCCGCCUGGGGCGCCGAGGCCGCGCCCUGGGUCGCCGCCGCCGCCGACGGCUGGCCGCUGCUCGAGGAGCUCAGCUUCAAGCGCAUGGUCGUCACCGACGAGUGCCUGGAGAUGAUCGCCUCCUCCUUCAGGAACUUCCAGGUCCUGCGCCUCGUCUCAUGCGAGGGAUUCAGCACCGCCGGCCUCGCCGCCAUUACCGAAGGUUGCAGGAAUUUAAGAGAACUUGACCUCCAAGAGAACUACAUUGAGGAUUGUUCCAGUCAUUGGCUCAGUUACUUUCCGGAAUCCUUUACUUCUCUGGAAACUCUGAACUUUUCAUGCUUAGAAGGGGAGGUCAAUUUCGCUGUACUCGAGCGGCUAGUGAGCAGAUGCCGCAACCUCAAGACUCUGAAGCUCAACAAUGCUAUCCCUCUUGACAAGGUUGCUAGCCUUCUUCGUAAGGCUCCGCAACUAGUAGAACUCGGAACUGGCAAAUUCUCUGCUGAGUAUCAUUCGGAUCUCUUUGCAAAGCUCGAAGCGGCAUUUGCAGGUUGUAAAAGCCUGAGAAGGCUCUCUGGGGCUUGGGAUGCUGUGCCAGAUUACCUGCCAGCAUUCUACUGUGUAUGUGAAGGCCUCACAUCACUCAAUCUGAGUUAUGCUACUGUGCGAGGCCCUGAGCUAAUAAAAUUUAUUAGCAGAUGCAAGAAUCUGCAGCAAUUAUGGGUGAUGGACCUAAUCGAGGACCAUGGUCUAGCUGUCGUGGCAGGCUCUUGCAGUAAACUGCAAGAGCUGCGGGUCUUCCCGUCUGACCCUUUUGGUGCCGGGCAAGUUUUAUUGACUGAAAGAGGCCUGGUUGAUGUUUCUGCCAGUUGCCCCAUGUUGGAGUCAGUUCUCUACUUCUGCGGCCAGAUGACGAAUGAGGCCCUCAUUACAAUUGCAAAGAACCGUCCCAACUUCACUUGCUUCCGGUUAUGCAUCCUUGAGCCCCGUACUCCAGAUUACGUCACACGGGAGUCUCUUGAUGCUGGCUUCAGUGCCAUUGUGGAAUCAUGCAAGGGCCUUAGGCGCCUCUCUGUGUCUGGCCUUCUUACAGAUCUCGUGUUCAAAUCAAUCGGUGCAAAUGGUAAUUGUCUUGAGAUGCUGUCAAUUGCCUUUGCUGGGAACAGUGAUCUUGGCCUGCAUUAUAUCCUCUCUGGCUGCAAGACCCUGAAGAAGCUGGAGAUCAGGGACUGCCCAUUUGGAAAUAAGCCGUUGCUGGCAAAUGCUGCCAAGCUGGAGACAAUGCGAUCCCUUUGGAUGUCGUCGUGCUCAUUGACCCUGGGCGCAUGCCGACAGCUUGCAGAGAAGAUGCCCCGCCUUACCGUGGAGAUAAUGAACGAUCCUGGACGAACAUGCCCUGUGGAGUCACUUCCGGAUGAUAGCCCGGUCGAGACAUUGUAUGUGUAUCGGACAAUUGCCGGUCCAAGGUCCGACACACCAGAUUAUGUCCAGAUUGUUUAAGGGUACAGUGGUGUAUUCAUUUUCAACCUGGAUUGGAUUGGUACCUUCAACACCUUCCUAGCAUAACAUAGAAUUUUUCUGUCAAGUAGAAAGGCUGGUGGUUGGAUGAAGCUGUCGUAAAAUCUCGAAUCGGCAAGUGUAGGAUGAGACUGGAGGCCUUUUCAGGUGUUAAUAACUGUAGGAGGCUGUGGGUGGAUUACAGAAACUGCUAGAUAGCGUCAUGAGAAAACGUCGGUUUGUUUUCUUUAGCGUGUUUAGUUCUUUUAUGUAUAAAGAUAUGGCACCAUUUUAAUCUUGUAUUGUACUGUACUACUACUGGAUAAACUGUACCUGGAGCUGAGUUUUUGUCACCCCUA
Aegilops tauschii subsp. strangulata is the source of this 2138-nucleotide messenger RNA. Its product is annotated as transport inhibitor response 1-like protein Os05g0150500. Gene Ontology annotation, biological process: SCF-dependent proteasomal ubiquitin-dependent protein catabolic process. Lineage: Eukaryota; Viridiplantae; Streptophyta; Magnoliopsida; Poales; Poaceae. The record is from RefSeq and is a predicted model, not a curated record. Gene Ontology annotation, molecular function: protein binding. Gene Ontology annotation, cellular component: SCF ubiquitin ligase complex.